AUGGUCUGUGUGCUCGUGCACAAUGACCUCUGGGAGGCCAAAGACAUGGUCAGAGCCCAGGAGAGGGUCAUGGGGAGGGCGCUGAGGGGUCAGCCCCGGGGCCCCAGCCCAGACCAGGGGGUUCCAGUGAAGGAGGAGCCUGGUUGCCCUGUUCGGGGGGAGCGAGGCUGGGCUUCUACAGGAGCCAGGAGAAGGCCCGGGAGGCUGGACUUCCACAGGGGCCAGGAGAAGGCCCGGGAGGCUGGGCUUCCACAGGGGCCAGGAGAAGGCCCGGGAGGCUGGACUUCCACAGGGGCCAGGAGAAGGCCCGGGAGGCUGGGCUUCCACAGGGGCCAGGAGAAGGCCCGGGAGGCUGGGCUUCCACAGGGGCCAGGAGAAGGCCCGGGAGGCUGGACUUCCACAGGGGCCAGGAGAAGGCCUGGGAGGCUGGGCUUCCACAGGAGCCAGGAGAAGGCCCGGGAGGCUGGACUUCCACAGGUGCCAGGAGAAGGCCCGGAAGGCUGGACUUCCACAGGAGCCAGGAGAAUGCCCGGGAGGCUGGACUUCCACAGGGGCCAGGAGAAGGCCCGGGAGGCUGGGCUUCCACAGGGGCCAGGAGAAGGCCCGGGAGGCUGGACUUCCACAGGGGCCAGGAGAAGGCCCGGGAGGCUGGACUUCCACAGGAGCCAGGAGAAGGCCCGGGAGGCUGGACUUCUACAGGAGCCAGGAGAAGGCCCGGGAGGCUGGGCUUCCACAGGGGCCAGGAGAAGGCCCGGGAGGCUGGACUUCCACAGGAGCCAGGAGAAGGCCCGGGAGGCUGGACUUCUACAGGAGCCAGGAGAAGGCCCGGGAGGCUGGACUUCCACAGGGGCCAGGAGAAGGCCCGGGAGGCUGGACUUCCACAGGAGCCAGGAGAAGGCCCGGGAGGCUGGACUUCUACAGGAGCCAGGAGAAGGCCCGGGAGGCUGGGCUUCCACAGGGGCCAGGAGAAGGCCCGGGAGGCUGGACUUCCACAGGUGCCAGGAGAAGGCCCGGGAGGCUGGACUUCCACAGGAGCCAGGAGAAGGCCCGGGAGGCUGGACUUCCACAGGUGCCAGGAGAAGGCCCGGGAGGCUGGACUUCCACAGGAGCCAGGAGAAGGCCCGGGAGGCUGGACUUCCACAGGUGUCAGGAGAAGGCCCGGGAGGCUGGGCUUCCACAGGGGCCAGGAGAAGGCCCGGGAGGCUGGGCUUCCACAGGGGCCAGGAGAAGGCCCGGGAGGCUGGACUUCCACAGGGGCCAGGAGAAGGCCCGGGAGGCUGGAGUGCAUAA
Oncorhynchus masou masou (cherry salmon) is the source of this 1290-nucleotide messenger RNA. RefSeq names its product filaggrin-2-like. Lineage: Eukaryota; Metazoa; Chordata; Actinopteri; Salmoniformes; Salmonidae. The coding region runs from base 1 to 1290 and encodes 429 amino acids. The record is from RefSeq and is a predicted model, not a curated record. The transcript is spliced from 2 exons.